Molecule: messenger RNA, 1443 nt
Organism: Purpureocillium lilacinum
Lineage: Eukaryota; Fungi; Ascomycota; Sordariomycetes; Hypocreales; Ophiocordycipitaceae
Biological process (GO): protein polyubiquitination; proteasome-mediated ubiquitin-dependent protein catabolic process; transcription-coupled nucleotide-excision repair
Cellular component (GO): nucleotide-excision repair complex; Cul4A-RING E3 ubiquitin ligase complex
Molecular function (GO): protein binding
Source: RefSeq, a predicted model, not a curated record
AUGCAGGCUCGCUUCCUCACCCGCGAGACGGGUGAACUCGCCCCACACGAGUUUGCGCGCACCGUCGCCUCCGACCUGGCGCGAUCGUUUGCGCCCGCACCGCAGCAUCGCUUCAAUGGCGAGGUCCUCCGACGCGACGACGCGUCCGACGUAGGCGACCGGCCGCACAGCAUACGCGCCCAUGGCGCCGGAGUCAGCAGCCUCGCGCUCGACAAGUUCGAUGGGCGCCUGCUCGUGUCUGGCGGUGCCGAGGGGGCCAUCAAGAUAUGGGACCUCGAGGAGAGCGGGAACCCGCACAAGCAGCACACGUACCGUCCCGUGGCCACGAUUGCGCGCUCGGCGAGGGACCAGAAGGGCGGCGGCCACAGCCACGGAGUGACGCACCUCGACUUCUAUCCCUUCGAUCCGGAUGCCUUCCUGUCGAGCUCGUACGACAAGAGGCUGAAGCUCUGGUCCACGCAGCGCGGCGCGCUGUCGGCUGAGUUCGACCUCAACGCCACCAUCUACUCGCACGCGACAAGCCCCGUGGCCGACCACCUCUUGGUCGCGUGCGCGACGCAGCACUCCAACGUGCGUCUCGUGGACCUCAAGUCCGGGUCGGCCGUGCAGGCCCUCGUCGCGCACGGCGGGCCGGUCCUCUGCGCGGCGUGGAGCCCGCGUCGGGAGCAUAUUCUUGCGAGCGGCCACGCCGACGGCAAGGUGCGCAUCUGGGACACGCGGCGUGCGGGCGGCGUCGUCGCGCAGCUCGACCAGGAGGACUCGCUGGGCGUGGUGCACCGCUUCCGCCACGCCGUCGCCGCGGGCGCCGACUGGAGCCGCGUGCCGCACUUUCGCGCGGCAGCGCAGGCGCACGACGAGGCGGUUAACGGGCUGCAGUGGACCGACGACGGGCGCUACAUUGUGUCGGCUGGGCUCGACAGGCGCAUACGGGUAUGGGACGCCGCGACGGGGGCUAACACGCUGGCCAGCUUCGGGUCGCUCGUCCAAAACCAGCACGCCAAAACCGCGAGCAUUGUCGUGACGCCCUCGGGGCUGGCUGAUGGCCGCGAACUGCUGUUUUGGGCGAACGACCAGGAGAUUCUCGUGCUUGACCUACACGAAGGAAGUCUUGUGACGCGGCUGCGCAGCCCCGGAGCGUCGAAUCCAGUAGGGCCGCGCGGGGGUGAGAUGGGGAGGAAUCGCAUCACGACUAUCGUCUGGCGCGGUGCCGGCGGAGGAGGCAGGCAGGUCGGCCCGGUGAUGGGCGGAAGCAACGCAGUGGGCGGCAUAUACAGUGCUCACCUUGACGGGCAGAUCCGCGCGUGGAUGCCGCAGAUCCCCGGGUCGGACGACAUAGAUGAGACGGAAGAGCUCGACGAGGAUGAGGAAGUGAGGCGCAAGAAGAGAAAGGCCGUCGACGAUGCAUACAGGAGUCUGAUGGGAAGGCAGAUAACAUUUACAUGA